Molecule: messenger RNA, 918 nt
Organism: Lachnellula hyalina
Lineage: Eukaryota; Fungi; Ascomycota; Leotiomycetes; Helotiales; Lachnaceae
Product: NmrA-like family domain-containing protein
Exons: 2
Coding region: 1-918 (305 amino acids)
Source: RefSeq, a predicted model, not a curated record
AUGUCGGGGUUCUCGCCGAAGUUCAAGGAAACUUGGCAAAGGAAUAUCGAUGGUGAAACAACGGAGGGCAAAUAUACCCUCCGCGCCAUAACCCGCGAUGCCUCUUCUCCCGCUGCCCAGAAGCUCAAAACGCAAGGCGUAGAAACCGUCCAAGCCGAUGCCUCGGACAUAGAUAGCCUGAAGACCGCUUUAGCCGGUGCAUACACCGUAUUCGCCAUGACGCUUUCCAUCUACGACUCCCAACUCAAGGCACGAGAGGUGGCGCAGGGAAGGAACAUGGCCGACGCCGCCGUCUCCGCCGGCGCGCAGUACCUGAUUUUCAGCACCCUGCCCCAUGUGACAAGAAUCUCAGGGGGGAGAUAUACACACGUGGCGCCGUUUGAUAACAAAGCGGAAGUGGAACUAUACAUGCGCUCUCUGCCCAUCAAAGCUGCGUUUUUCAACCCCGGGGCCUUCAUGCAGAGCUUCCAUGGUGCUCUGGCGCCGCGGCCAGUGGGGGAUGGGACGUUUGUUAUCGCGUCGUCUGCGAGCAAAGAGACACAGUUCUCGCUCUUGGAUCCGGUGGCUGAUUCGGGGAAAUAUGUUGGGGCGAUUCUGGCGAGCCCGGGGAUGUUCGAGGGGAAACAGUUGUGUGCUGCUGAGAAUCAGUAUUCGCUGGAAGAAAUCGUAGCGUUGAUGAGUAGGGUUAGUGGGAAGACUGUGAGGUAUGUGCAGGUGGAGGAGAGUGUGUUUCGAGACUUUCUCCCUCCCAAUGGGAAGGACAUUUAUUCGGAAUUGAUGCUUUAUUAUCAAGACUUUGGCUACUUCGGGCCGGAGUCGAAGGAGUUGAGCGCGUGGGCGAGACAGUAUGCGAGGGGUAAGCUUACCAGCUUCGAGGAGUUCCUUAAGAACCAUCCUCUGUCGUCUUUGGAAGGUUGA